AGUGUGAGAUACAGGGACAGAGCAGGAGGAGGAGAUUGGCGAUGAAAAGACGAUCGGAUCAGAGCUACAGGGUUGUGGGUCUUCGAGUUCCAGUGCUGCCCGGCUUUCCAGGGUGAACCCACACUGCAUCUUCCCAAAUUCAGGACCCAUCUUUAUCACGGACGCAUUGUGGGACGCAAUUGAGACCGGGACUGCGGUGAAGAGAGGUCGCGUUUUGUGUCUCUCUGGGUUGUGUUUUCGCGGAGCUAGGGACAGCAGGAAGGCGGGAGCCGAGGAGAGGAGGAGGAGAGGAGGAGGAGAGGAGCGCGAUGGGCAACAUCAGGAAGCUGGAGGUUGUGAGCCCCGUCCCGGCUGACAUCGACGUCGCCAAUUCGGUCAAGCCGCUACACAUUACGGCCAUUGCCGAGGAGCUUGGCCUCAAGCCGGAGGAAUACGAUUGCUAUGGCAAGAGCAAAGCGAAGGUCCUCCUCUCCACCCUAGACAGACUAGGAAGUGCACCAAAUGGUUACUAUGUAGUUGUUGGAGGAAUUACACCUACACCUUUGGGAGAAGGAAAGUCUACCACAACCGUCGGACUAUGUCAAGCACUAGGGGCCUACCUUGAGAGGAAGGUUGUGACAUGCAUAAGGCAGCCAAGUCAAGGUCCUACGUUCGGUAUCAAAGGAGGUGCAGCAGGCGGAGGCUACAGCCAGGUCAUUCCAAUGGACGAGUUUAAUCUACACAUGACAGGUGAUAUACAUGCCAUCACGGCUGCCAACAACUUGUUAGCCGCAGCUAUUGAUGCUCGUAUGUUUCAUGAGGCUACCCAGUCAGAUAAAGCUCUUCUGAACAGAUUAUGUCCCGCCGAUAAGGACAAGAAGCGCUCAUUCGCGAAGGUCAUGUUCAAGCGGUUGAAGAAGCUAGGGAUCGACAAAACUAACCCCGAUGACCUAACACCCGAGGAAGUGAAGAAGUUUGUGCGACUGGAUCUUGACCCAGAGCUCAUUACAUGGAAACGAGUCCUCGAUGUCAAUGACCGCUUUCUUCGGAAAAUCACUGUAGGACAAGGUCCAGACGAGAAGGGAAUGACUAGAGAAACUGGCUUUGAUAUUGCUGUUGCGAGUGAGAUCAUGGCUGUUCUGGCUCUCACCACUUCUAUGGGUGACAUGAGAGAACGGUUGGGUAACAUGGUGGUAGGAACCAGUCGCGGAGGGGAUCCCGUUACUGCUGAUGACUUGGGCAUUGGGGGUGCGCUCACUGUUCUGAUGAAGGAUGCAAUUCAUCCCACUUUGAUGCAGACUCUGGAAGGAACCCCCGUAUUAGUGCAUGCUGGACCCUUCGCCAAUAUUGCUCACGGGAAUUCAUCGAUCGUGGCGGAUCAAAUCGCUCUUAAGUUGGUUGGGCCUGAGGGUUUUGUGGUCACAGAGGCUGGUUUUGGAUCAGACAUAGGGGUGGAGAAAUUCAUGAACAUCAAGUGCCGAUACAGUGGGUUGACACCUAAUUGUGCAGUUAUCGUGGCCACGGUGAGGGCAUUGAAAAUGCACGGUGGGGGUCCUGCGGUUGUUGCAGGGAAGCCACUUGACCAUACAUACAAAACCGAGAAUGUUGAGCUGGUGACGAAAGGUUGCUCCAAUCUGGUGAAGCAUAUUGAAAACACCAAGACUUAUGGUGUGAAUGUGGUAGUUGCUGUUAACGCUUUUGCUACUGAUACAGAGGCUGAGCUUGAGGCAGUGAGACAGGCUGCUCUCGCAGCUGGUGCAUCUGAUGCUGUGAUCUGCACACAUUUUGCACACGGAGGAGCUGGAGCGGUGGAACUUGGUAAAGCAGUCCAGAAGGCUUGUGAGCAGCACAGUGGAGAAUUCAAGUUUCUGUACCCCCUUGACAUCAGCAUUAAGGAGAAAAUUGAAGCCAUUGCAACAUCCUACGGUGCAGUUGGAGUUGAAUAUUCUCCUGUGGCAGAGAAGCAAAUCGAAACUUACACAAGACAAGGAUUCACGGAUUUGCCCAUCUGUAUGGCAAAGACACAAUACUCCUUUUCAGACAAUGCAGCUGCAAAGGGUGUACCGACGGGAUUCACCCUGCCCAUCCGAGAUGUCAGAGCCAGUGUGGGAGCAGGCUUUAUUUACCCAAUUAUCGGUACAAUGAGCACAAUGCCCGGGCUCCCGACCCGACCUUGCUUCUUUGAGAUUGACAUGGACCUUGAGACAGGUAUGGUUAUGGGGCUAUCAUAGAUGUUCAGACACAGACCCUGGGUUUUGACGCUCAAAGCGAUCAUGUUGAUUACUAACAUGUAGUGGUAAAAUUGUGUGCUGAGCAUAUGAUUUAACUUUGGUGAAUUGUGGGCUUGUUCAAGUCGUAUGUCUUACUUGUUCGCACUUAAUAAUAUUUUUUUAUACUUAAGUUUUGGAUGCUCA
Messenger RNA from Physcomitrium patens, 2393 nucleotides. RefSeq names its product formate--tetrahydrofolate ligase. Lineage: Eukaryota; Viridiplantae; Streptophyta; Bryopsida; Funariales; Funariaceae. Gene Ontology annotation, molecular function: ATP binding; formate-tetrahydrofolate ligase activity. The record is from RefSeq and is a predicted model, not a curated record.